GGCACGACACUCGCUGCUCGCUUUCCCUCCACUAAGCCUUCCACAUGAGCCAGCCAAGCCUUACCUCCCCUCCAGGAUGAAGAAAGAAAAGAAAACGCAUGCUUUGCUGUUUCUCCUCCUGCUUCAAUUCACCUUGGCAAGGCAAUCAGACUAUGCUCCAUAUUUUUAUGAUAAUGGACCCAGCAGUACAAAUGGGAAUAUGGCCCUGUUCAGCAUCUCCGAGGACACACCAGUUGGUACACAGAUAUACAUCCUGAAUGGCACAGAUCCAGAGGGGGACCCGGUACGAUAUGGUCUGACUUUUGAAAAGGGCUCCAAAGAAUAUUUUAGGGUGGAACCCAAAUCUGGAAACGUGACUCUAAUUCAGGAGCUCGACAGAGAGAAACAAGGUGAAAUCUCAGUGCUGGUGAGCAUCACAGAUGGAAGAAAUAAAGUUGUUGAAACAGUGAGAGUGUUUGUCACAGACGCCAACGAUGAACCACCUGAAUUUCAAAACCUGCCUUUCAUCAUUGAUAUCCCAGAGGACACUACUUCGGGAAGUAGCAUCUACAGAGUCCAAGCCGUGGAUAAGGAUAUGGGCUCAGGAGGCAGCGUCUCAUAUUAUCUACAGACCUCCCCAUUCGCCAAGUUCACCAUCGAUGGGCACAGCGGGAUCCUUAGAGUCAAACCAGGCGAGACUCUGGACUACGAGACCACGCCAACACACUUUGUGACGGUGGUCGCAAAGGAUGGAGGAGGAAAGUACAAGGGGAAACAUCAGGUGUUGACCUCCACAGCCACUGUAACAGUUAAUGUAAUUGAUGCCCAAGACAUGCCUCCAUCCUUCGUGGGAACCCCUUACUUUGGCUACGUCUACGAAGUCUCAGUUCCUGGUUCUGAAAUAUUCACUGUCUAUGCUAAAGACGGAGAUCAAGGCAAUCCUAACCCCAUACAUUAUUCCAUUAUGAAUGGUAGUGAUGGUGUCUUUGAUAUAAAUAAUACCAGUGGAUGCAUCACCCUGACAACGUAUCCAUCUCUGCUGAAAAACGAAUUAUAUGAAAUUAUAGUCAAGGCAUCUGAGGUCGGACCAAACGAACAGCUGUCUGAUGACUACGACAUCACCACGGUGACAGUCCGGGUGGUGGAUCUCAACAACCACCCUCCGACCUUUUACGGAGAAAAUGGACCACAGAGCAAGUUCGAGGUCACCAUGUACGAGCAUCCACCUGCAGGGGAGAUCCUCCGGGGCUUUAAGAUCACCGUCAAUGACUCCGAUCAGGGAGCAAACGCUAAAUUUAAACUGAGGCUUGUGGGGCCGAGCCGCGUGCUGCGAGUGGUUCCCCAGACGGUCCUCAAUGAAGCACAGGUGACCAUCAUUGUGGAGGACACAUCUGGCAUCGACUAUGAAAAGGGAGCAACCCUUUCUUUUAAGCUGCUGGCAGUGGAGAUCGACACUCCUGAGCGCUUCAGUGCGACAGCUGACAUAGUCAUCAACCUGCUGGACACAAACGACAACAUCCCCAAAUUCACAUCCGAUUAUUACAUCGCCAGGGUCCCUGAGAACUCUCCUGGAGGCUCCAGCGUUGCGACUGUAACGGCAAAUGAUCCAGAUUCGGGGCCUUGGGGUGAAGUCAAAUACACGAUUUAUGGAUCAGGAUCAGAUUUGUUUGCCAUCCACCCGUCAUCAGGCGUCAUCUCCACGCAGCCCUGGACCAGCCUGGACGCAGAGGUCAGGUCUAAAUACAACUUCUACGUCAAGGCUGAGGAUUCGGAGGGGAAGUACAGCUUGGCCGAAGUCUUCGUCACUGUCCUCGACAUGAAUGACCACUCUCCAGAAUUUGAUGACAAACUCCUGGAGAAGACCAUGAUCAUUGGCAUACCUGUCAGAGUAGAGGCCGUAGAUGACGACGCAGAGUCUCCAAACAACGUCAUUCAGUACUCCAUCAUGACAGCCGAUCCUGACAAUGCAUUUGAUAUCAACGCUGACACCGGGGAGAUCAAGCUGAAGCCAUACAUCAAGUCCAUGGAGAUUGUGCAGAACAUCACCAAGCAGAAGGACUGCAAGUGGUCUCUGGUGGUCCAGGCCAGGGACAGGGGCUCUCCUUCUUUCAGCACAACAGCCGUGGUCAACAUCGACAUCACCGAGGCGACUCCUCUCAAGGGGCCUAUGGCGGCCUUUUUAAUGAAAAGUAGAGACAACCCAAUGAAAGCUCUAGGCAUGGUCACUGUUAUCAUUAGUACGUUGGUAGGGGUGACUGUUUUGAUCUCUACGGCUAUGUACAUGCGCAACUCAAAGUCCAACAGGAUCAUGCCGGCACGUCGCAUCAUCAGGAGGCGACCCAGGGACCAGCAGCCCUGGACCUUCAAGAUGCCCAAUAUCACAUUCAACCACCCUGCAGACAAGUUCACCAUCGGUGACCCAGAGAGAAGCCCCCACCGGAACACCGGCAACCCCCGGCCGAAGCCUCCACCCCCCAGUGCACCUUCUCUUCCCCCUCCACCUCCAUCUAACACACGGCCCAGUGAGAGGCCCCGGGCUGUCCCAACAAUAUCUGGCGCGCUGGCUUCCAAAGGUUCAAAGAAAGCUAAAUCUAGUCGCCGCAAAGAGGGAAAUAUAAGCUCUGCUUUAGUGUCGGAGCUUAAGAUGAAGCUGGAGCAGAAAAUCAUCGAGAGCAACCAAGGUUAUUAUUAACACAAACAUCUUGUUUAAGGUUGUCCAGUCCAUUCUUUGACGACUCUACUGCUCUUAGCUCAUCUAUUGUCGCAGAGUUCUCAUCUGAACCUCGUGAUGAUCUGGUAGGGUGGGCCUACCUUUAGGUUAUUAAUGGGUAAACAGUAUAAGGGUACAACAGGAAGGCUUUCAGGUGUUUAUGUCUUAACGUGAGAUGUUAAGCAAAUGGGAUUCACUGCUGACCUGGCUUAGGGAAAGAGAGGCGAGAGCUGGAGUCUGUCGGUGGUGCAGUAGGUAAUUCACCACACUGCCAUCUUGAGGAGGAUUACAUCAUCUGAACACUAAGAAGCAACCACUGUAAAUUGCCCAGAGAAAGGGAGAGAGAGAGAGGAUUACAAAGAUUUACUGUGUAUACAUAAGUUGCAUAACUUCCUGAAAAGCAUAAUAUUCCAAAACUCUGUGGUGUUUUCAACACUGAAUUAGGAUUUCACUCAAUAAAUCCUAAAAAAAAAAACCAAACAUGUGCAGCUGAAUGACACAGUCAGGAAGAACACCACUGCUUAUUAUAAAGUGCUAAAGGACCUGUGUGUUAAUAUUUUUACUGUGUUACAUCAGCCGCUUGAAAGCUGAGAAGUUGCUCUUUUGUAUGAUUACAAUGUGCCACUGUAGGUUUUCACAGUAACACAAGCUGAGUUGCUUUUAUUUAUUUGACUGUGAUUCUAGAAAAAUGCUUUUAUAUAAAUUGACAUGGGUCCAAUUUAAAUGUACAGCGCUGUAUUAUUUUCUUUAUUUUGAAUACACAUACUGUAUAUGACAAGAUAUGUACAUUUCCCAGUUGUAUCUUGCAGCAGUAAAUAACACAAAAUACAAACGAAACCAUCUAACUCCACUCAUGGGAUACUGUUGGUAAAAAUGAGUCGUCUGCUUGAGAUUUUCAAGCUCAGAUUGCUAUGUAUAUAACUUGCUUGGACAUUUCCUUUAUAGAUAUACAUGUUUAUAUGUAGAAUCUGUGUCGAACAUUUAGGGUCCACAUGCAGUUACUUUCCAUGUUACGCUCCAAUGCCUUCAAAUGUAGGCACAUACAGUUUAAUCUCUGUAAUAAAUAUCUUGUAUCUGACUAUAUCUUAACUUAUAACUAUCUUAAAUAAGUUGAGAUAAACUAUAUAUCUUAACUGUAAAUUACAAUUGCCUCGUCCUAUAAAGUAACUUAU
This is a messenger RNA of Seriola dumerili (greater amberjack), 3861 nucleotides long. Its product is annotated as cadherin-related family member 1-like. Gene Ontology annotation, cellular component: catenin complex; plasma membrane. The transcript has 18 exons. Gene Ontology annotation, biological process: homophilic cell-cell adhesion. Gene Ontology annotation, molecular function: calcium ion binding; cadherin binding. The coding region runs from base 77 to 2671 and encodes 864 amino acids. The record is from RefSeq and is a predicted model, not a curated record. NCBI's taxonomy places the organism in Eukaryota, Metazoa, Chordata, Actinopteri, Carangiformes, Carangidae.